Messenger RNA from Enterobius vermicularis (human pinworm), 369 nucleotides. The record is from the annotation of a GenBank genome assembly. NCBI's taxonomy places the organism in Eukaryota, Metazoa, Nematoda, Chromadorea, Rhabditida, Oxyuridae.
AAGCAGCAGGCUACAAACUGUUCUCAUCCUCAUAUAAGUGCACCAGAGAUUCCCGCUUGUUAUUUCGAAGUAGAGAAAAACUUAAACUACUCAGAAAUUUCAAAGAUAUGUCAGCAACAUGGGAUGCAUGUUACCUCGGUUCUGUCUAAGAAAGAAAACGAUUUUUUAACGACAUUCUUGACAAGAAAAUACGGAGAUUCAUUCAAGCAUUUUCUUGGACUGACCGAACAAGGUACAUGGGAAGACGGUUCACCGAUUUCGUUUAUAAACGGUUCUUUCGAACACCCAGUGGGAAUUACCAUGUUUGGCUGGGAAAACCUCUCGAAUGGUCCUUACUAUGGUAUGUGCAAAAGGUUUUCUUGCGAUUAG